Molecule: messenger RNA, 1141 nt
Organism: Daphnia pulicaria
Lineage: Eukaryota; Metazoa; Arthropoda; Branchiopoda; Diplostraca; Daphniidae
Gene: Noa36
Product: zinc finger protein 330 homolog
Exons: 5
Coding region: 125-1096 (323 amino acids)
Cellular component (GO): nucleus
Molecular function (GO): zinc ion binding
Source: RefSeq, a predicted model, not a curated record
CUGCUUCCAAGUCAACAAUAUACUGGCAAGUGGAGUUUACUUAUUUGGCGAGAUCCCUUCCACUGGACAUUUUCAAACAAAUUCCAUUUUUUGUGAAUUGUAUUAGCUCAUACUUUGAAACAAAAUGCCAAAGAAAAAGACGGGUCAAAGAAAGAAGGCUGAAAAGCAGAAAUUACGCCAGAAAGAGAUCCGUUCUGGCAAAGAAAUGAAACCGUUAGCUGACUGGGCAUGCAACUCGAAUAUGGAAUGCGAUAGAUGUCAACGAAAGCAGAAACUUCGCGCUUUCUGUUACUUUUGCCAGUCACUUCAACGACUUCCAAUGUGUGGUCACUGCGCCAAAGUGAAAUGCAUGUUGAAAACUGGGGACUGUGUUAUCAAGCACGGAAGUGUUUUUACGACUGGAUUGGCAAUGGUGGGUGCCAUUUGUGAUCACUGUGAGGCUUGGAUCUGCCAUGGUAAGAAAUGCCUGAGUGUACAUGGAUGUUUGUGCCCCCUGCAAGAUGCUGUUUGUGCUGAAUGCGAUAGAAAUGUGUGGGGUCACGGUGGAAGGAUCUUUCAGUGCUCAUUCUGCUCCAAUCACCUCUGUGAAGAUGAUCAGUUUGAGCAUCAAGCUUCUUGCCAAAUUCUGGAAGCCGAAACGUACAAGUGUCAGUCGUGUAAUCGACACGGCCAGUACUCUUGCCUCAAGUGUAAGAUCUGCUACUGCGAGGAUCACGUCAGGCGUAAAGGCUUCAAGUACGAACGUGGCCAGCCGGUGCCCUGUCCGAAAUGCGGCUUCGAGACAAACGAGACCAAAGAUAUGAGCAUGUCAACUCGAACACACAAAUAUGGCAGGCAGAAACCUGCUGGAGACUACGGCGACGACGACGAAGAAGGAGAUGAUUACGGAGAUGCAGAUUAUUCUGGUGGCGCUACCGGUGGUGGAUCUUAUUCCUACACUUACGAUGACGAUGAUGAUGAUGACGACGACGACGAUGACGACGACUCGUCAGAUGAAGAGGAUAGCGACGACUCCGGUGAAGAGGAGGAAGAAGAGGUGAAAGAAGCCGAUGCUGGAAAAAAGCCCUUAGAAGUGAAAACUAAAGAAACUGAAUAGAUUUGGAACAUACCAUUCGUUAGGUCAAAUAAACCAUGGACGAUU